Wallemia mellicola CBS 633.66 is the source of this 790-nucleotide messenger RNA. RefSeq lists its product as hypothetical. Lineage: Eukaryota; Fungi; Basidiomycota; Wallemiomycetes; Wallemiales; Wallemiaceae. The record is from RefSeq and is a predicted model, not a curated record. The transcript has a single exon. The coding region runs from base 1 to 633 and encodes 210 amino acids.
AUGACAGAAUUUUGGAAUCCAGUUUAUUGGGAUAAUAGGUUUAGAAAAGAGCGAGAAUUUGAGUGGUUAGUUAGCUCAGAUUGUUUCGUUGAGCAAACUAAAUCCUAUAUCGCAUCUGCAAAGUCAAUUUGCAAUAUAGGAUGCGGCAAUAGCAAUCUUUCAGCUUCUAUUAGGGUUUUUAAUAAAUCUGCAGCAAUCCAUAACCUUGAUUAUUCUUCAGUCGCUAUAGAGCGAUCAAAAGAACUCAACAAAGAUAACGAUAAUCAGCAUUUCUACAUAGUUGAUCUACUCAAAGAGGAAGACGUUGUUAAUGCACUCUCGGACGCGAAUAUAGAUCUCAUAGCUGAUAAAAGCACCUCAGAUUCACUCAGCACUGGCGAAGAUAUUCAAUUGGAUGGUAAACCGACCGCACCAGCGGCCGCAAUGGCUAUAAACCUCGCGAAAGUAUGUAAAACAGGCACUAGGUGGGUAUUCUGCUCAUAUUCGCCUUAUCGCCUUGAAUCACUUGCUGGAACGUGCAACCUCUGGACUGUCACUCAUGAAUGGUCAAUAAUCGCAGAGGAAAGCAGUGCAGAAUCAAACGUCCACAGACCAGAAAUUCGUCAUUACUUUGUAGCUUUAGAACGAAUGUAGAUGCCGUCAUUCAUUCCGAAAUUGCUUGAUAAAAACGCAUUUUCGGUCCCUGCAUGAGAGAAUUUUGAUUUAAUCAAUAGCAGAAGCAACAUAAAUAAGGAAAAUGAUGCGAUGAAUAUACAAAUAUAUAUCUAGAAUAAUGUGGAAUCGGAUGUCG